Strongylocentrotus purpuratus (purple sea urchin) is the source of this 1260-nucleotide messenger RNA. RefSeq lists its product as uncharacterized. The coding region runs from base 162 to 551 and encodes 129 amino acids. Lineage: Eukaryota; Metazoa; Echinodermata; Echinoidea; Camarodonta; Strongylocentrotidae. The transcript has 4 exons. The record is from RefSeq and is a predicted model, not a curated record.
GAAUAGAUAUACGAAGAAUAGAAUAAUCUGGCGACCGACCGAUUUGUUGACUCAAUCAUUUCGAAUUCGCGCUUUCAACGGAUACGACACCAAUAUCUCGCUCGCUCUAUGUAAGCGUACACUGACCAGGUGAAACCAAAUCCACUCAACAAAGCAUAACCAUGAAGACUUUCAUCACACUGUUCGUUCUCGCUGUUUGCGUGGCUCCCCUCUACGCACUCGAUUGCUACACAUGCGGCUUCGUUUCUGGGUUCGGCGGAGAAGUGUGUAAAGAUACAUUUGACAUUGCCUCCCUGAAUAGCAGCAGUGACGUCACAACAAGCACUUGCAGUGGUUCGUGCGCGAAAACCGUCGUAACCGUCAAUGGAGAAGUGACGGCCGUUACCCGUUCCUGUUCAGGUGCCUGUACCGCUGGAUGUAUAUCCUUCUUCGGUAUCAAGACCUGCACAAACUGCUGCACUGGAGAAUAUUGCAACGGCGCCACCAACGUCCAUAUGAGCAUCAUCGCUAUAAUGGCAGCACUCCUGGUCGCUCUUGGAUUUUCCCGUUGAGAAAAUAAUGAAAUAAAUAAAAAUAAGAGUUUAGGGUGAGGGCGUGGGAGGGGGGGGGGGCGUGUUAUUAGGGCACCUUUUGUAAUAUUUUGAUAAUAACACGAUAGUUUAGAGAAAACAAUUAUUUAAACUUCUGUAAAAUAAUAGUAUCGGGGAGCAAGGGGGGGGGGGGAAUUAUCUUUUUAAUUGUAAUAAUCUCAUUUCACGAAACCAUUAAUGAAGAGAACCAAAGAACAUUCAAGAUUUCUAUAUAGGUCUACCUGAAUUCCUCGAUUAACAUAACGAUUAAUAUUAGUAGUGCCGUGUUUGUGCCAUCGAACUGGAUCGGCCAAAUCAAUUGAUUCAUAAUAUAUAUAUGUAUGCAAUAUUUUUUCCCGUAACAUGAGAGUAAUUUUAAUAGUUUCAUACUAUUAAUUAAAUGUAAUGUUAACAGUUAUUGUAUAAUUGUUUUAAAUGGGGGCACGCUACAAGAGUCCUAUCUCGCACCCCGGGGCAACGUGUCUGACACGGCCGGUUGUAGCAACUACUCCGAAGAUCAAGAUUACAUUAAUCUUGAUCUAAGGAGACACGAACAUACAACCAUGUAAUAUACGUGAAAAUGUAUAGCUGCUGUAGGCCCUACUUUGUUUUUCAUUAUAAAAGAACGUGUUUCUUGUUAUUGUACAUACUCAUAAAUUUGAUAAUAAAUAUUUGGAAUACGAAAAUACUA